Malaya genurostris is the source of this 6892-nucleotide messenger RNA. RefSeq names its product ras GTPase-activating protein raskol (gene raskol). Lineage: Eukaryota; Metazoa; Arthropoda; Insecta; Diptera; Culicidae. The record is from RefSeq and is a predicted model, not a curated record. The transcript is spliced from 10 exons. The coding region runs from base 1881 to 6263 and encodes 1460 amino acids. Gene Ontology annotation, biological process: regulation of GTPase activity.
GUGCGGUACGUUUCGCAGCGCGUUGUGUGACAAACCUCGGAAGUUUUGUUGAACUACGAUUGAUUUCGGUCGUUUGAUGGGAACUGCGUGUUUGUAACUUUUUUUGUUUGCUGCUGCAUCGGCAGGUCGAGUGAGGGAGUGACAGAUGCGAGACUUACCUGCUGCAGAAACAACUGCGCCGAUGUGUGUGUAUGCUGUGUUGGUGAUUUGACAUACUGUUUCUGUACCUUCCCGUGGUUCAGUGUUUUCUCUAGAUAAAUAAAAUCACAGGGUCAGGUGGUGGAAACGUGCUUAUCGCAUUUGAGCUAGAGUCGUGAUUUUACAUCAUAAAUUGGAAUAUGUGAAACUCCGUUUCAUUGACGAGAUAAGUGUUAAGAAGAGAUAUUAGUCAUGAUUAUGCUAAGUGUCUGCUUGAGAAGAAAACGUGACUCGGAAGCUCUAAACAUCUAAUCAAAUCGGAAAAGUGUUAGAAAUGAUAAUACCAAAUUUCGCUUUAGGUCUAUGCAGUUCGGACCCAUUUUGUGCCUGUUUUCACUGAUGGUUCAUCAGCUGAUAAGUGAUCAACGAAGAGGAAGAGCGCGAAUUUGCGGGUACGGGUUGUGAUUCCUCGACCGCGUCAGUGAGAUAAUGAAUAUUGAUCCAACAGAAAGUGGACUGAAAUUUGAUUGGCUUCAGGAAAACCUGCUUUUUAGCGCAUUCGUGAAGUGAAUUGCUCGUGAGGUCAAUGAAGCGUCCUGAAUGACAACAACAACGGAGCAGUUGGUGAUUAGGAAUUUUAUGACGUUACUCGCUGCAUCGCUAGUGCUCCGGCAACCAGCACUGGAAUACAGGUUUGGUCUACCACGCCGAAGGAAAUGAAUGAUUCAUCACCGUCUGCCUGCCUGAGCGAAUUCCACCGUCGAUAUUGAUUAUCUUCCACUCCCAACACUCGACAGCAUCCCAUACACGAAACCAGCCGACUUUCAUGUAGUUCCCUCAGUUUGAAUGGCAGGGAAUCUUUCAUCACAGAUCCGUCACACUGUCACACUAACGGCGGACGUGGCCAAGUGACUUCCGCGGGCUUCUAUGAACAUCCGUGAGGAAGCUGAGCUUAUCAGCCAACUGUGGCGAGAGAUUAUUGAUUUUUUGUUUGUUUUGAGACCGUUUUUAGCGUGUGGGCGCAUUUGAUGUGGCUAAGCUGCAGAAGAAAAUACGAAAAGAUAGAAGAAAAAAAAAGCGAUACGAAUCUUAAGAUAGUGGAAACACAUUUGCGUGUUAUAAUACAGAAAUAAAACACCAAUACGAGAAGAAGCAAUAAAACGAAAAUCGAAAGUGAAAUUUCCAUGAAAAGUAAGAAAUAUUAAUGGAGUAUGCGUGCGUAAAGGUCAAUAGGAGAAGAAGUGAAGUGGAAAGUGUGUCAUUGAUCGAUCACAUUCGCGGGAAGCACUAAGGCAGUGAAGUAAAUAGCAUUCGGUAGCAGCACUGUUUUUGGUAGUGGUUAUAAGAUUUAUGCUGUGACGAAGUGUUCCUAUGUUUGGUCAUACGGUCGAAUGCUGUCACCUCCGUCGGCCAAAUUAAGCCGGAAUGAUAUUGGUGGAACGGCUGUUGUCUGCUAGUGGUUGAGAAGAAGAAGAAGAAGAACAACAACAACAUUGUAGCUGAGGAAUGGAGUUAUCGCGGCGAAGGUGACUGAGACAGUGUUCAGUUUUGAAAAUGUGUUAAUUUUUUUGCUUAUGAAACAGAAAUUCAGUUAAAUUAAAUACAGGUAGAAAAAUAUAGAAAGUUAAGCUUAUAGAUGAAGCAGAAGUGAAAGAAAGAAGUGCGAAGAGAAGGACACGAUACACAAAGCAAAUACAACACUCGUCAUUAUUUAUUUCGAAGAAAGUUCACCAGUCGUCAAAAUGAUGCGAAGACGGGUGCCGAAUAAAUUCAACAACAUCAACUAUCCCAGCAGAGUAGAAGGAUGGUUGGAUUUUUGUGAGACCGAAGGACAAGCCACACGAUCGACAAAUCUACCAUGGGGUCCUCUAUACUGCGUAUUACAGCAAGACGAACAAACCCUCACAUCCUACUGCAGUGAAGAGCUUUCGAUAUUUCCACUAACCACGAAAAAAGAUGUAAAGCUAACGGACAUUCUGUUCGCCGAACUGCCCCGUGUGCGGCUCGACCAACCGCCAAAGCAUCAGAUGAAGACUAUAUGGGAAACGUGUCAUCCGACGUUACAAGAGGAACCGGAGGAAGAGCACGAGCAGUACAUCCAGCUCAACACAACUCUGCGAAGCGCAACAGGUAAGAGCGAUAGCACAGAAGCAUCAACUUCGUUUUUCGCUGUUGGAGACACAUCCUACGAGAAGGCAUGCCGAAGAGGUUCGGCCCCAAGUACUCCGAUCUUAGGACAAAAGUCAGAAUCCACCUCAAGAUUCACCAACUUCUUUUCGAAACGUUCCUUCCGAUCGAACCCGCUAAAGCGAACAAAAUCCGUCACCAAAUUGGAACGAUCGAAGCGUGGCCAGGGUGGACUGCGGGGCUCUAGAUCACAUGAGAGUCUACUGUCCAAUCACGCGGUGAUGUCUACCAUAGAUUUGUCCUGCAUCGGUGCGAUCGGAGUAGUUCCGGUGCACGCGUCAGUUUUGGGCCGACGGCACUGUUUUCAGGUGCGCGGUGGACCCCGAGGGGAACGUUACUACAGCUGUGGAUCGCGUCAGGAACGGGAUCUAUGGAUCUACAGUUUACGAAAAUCAAUCGCCCCGAAUGCCGAAAAUACCCGGCGGACGGACAACUCGCUGAAGAUGUGGGUUUACGAAGCCAAAGCACUGCCACCGAAGAAGAAGUACUUUUGCGAAAUCAACCUGGAUAAAACGCUGUACGGGCGCACGUCGGUCAAGCUGCGAUCAGAGCUACUCUUCUGGGGUGAAUAUUUUGAUUUUCCGGACGUUCCGGAUAUAAAUGUAAUAACGGUUAACGUAUACCGGGAAGGUGAGAAAAAGAAAAAACGAGACAAACAUGCUCUGGUGGGCUCCGUUAAAAUACCAAUUCACGAAGUGACCUCCAGGACCUUCUCCGAAGAUUGGUACACGAUUAUUGCAGAGAAACAUGACAGUAUCAGUAAAAAUUCAUCCAAAGAACCUAUGCCUACCCUAAGGAUAAAGUGCCGCUUCCAAAGCAUUGAUAUUCUCCCGAUCGGCGUGUAUCAGGAGUUUCUCGAAUAUUUGAAAGAAAAUUACAAAAAAGUUUGCGAAAUCCUAGAGCCGGUUAUUGGUGUGAAAGCAAAAGAAGACAUUGGACAAGCAUUGGUGUUGUUGAUGCACGCGCAGGGAAUGGCUGCAGCGUUCCUCACGGAUGUAGUGGCGUUAGAUCUUUUGCGCGUCGGCGAUCAGCGGCUAACCUUCCGCGGAAAUUCCCUUGCAACGAAAAGUAUGGAAGCUUUUCUUAAACUAACCGGAGAACAGUACCUGCAGGACACACUUUCUGCUCCGAUAUCGGAAAUUAUUUCGUCCGAUCGUGACUGUGAAGUUGAUCCUUUGAAGGCUACUGGUUCGUUAUCUCGACAACAACAGGCUCUUAGAAAUGCGGUUAAAACUGCAUGGACUAGCAUUGUAGACAGUGGUAAGAACUUCCCUGUCCAGCUAAGGGAUUGCUUUUCGACAUUCCGCGAGCGACUUCAGUUGCUCGAUCGUGAAGACAUGGCCGACAAUUUAAUUAGUGCCUCGAUCUUCCUGCGUUUCCUUUGCCCUGCAAUCCUUUCGCCUAGUCUAUUUAACAUUACCAAUGAACUUCCAUCUGCCAGAGCAACCCGUAACCUUACACUGGUGGCGAAAACUCUUCAAACUCUAGCCAACUUCACCCGCUUUCAAGGCAAAGAAAACUUUAUGGAAUUCCUCAACGAUUUCUUGGAACAAGAAGCACCUCGUAUGAAACAAUUCCUUCACAGCAUUUCUACCCGACCGGAAAACCCAAUGCAGGAAAGCAUCCUUGACUGGGCCGGAUAUAUUGAUCAAGGAAAGCAGCUGUCCAUUCUGCACACACUCCUCGCAGAAAGUAUCCAAAAACUACCCACUUCCAAACAGAAUGAACUUCAUCCACUUUCUGCAAUUCUGGAGUCAAUUACCGUCACCAAGGAAACCAACAAUUUUAUCACCACACAGCAACAGAUUCCACAACCACAGCCUCAUCCGAACCAGGAAAAUCAAAGCCUGCCGAAUGCACCAAUCAAACCGACCUCGGAGCGAGGAAUAAUUCGUGGUGUUUUAACACCAACUUCAUUGGAGAAAAACAUUUUCCGCUACAAUGAUCCAACUGUGCGGCCCCUGCUCAGUCAGAACCAAAGUACCAACUCUCUACAGCACUCGCACUCCACUUCUAGUAUUAAUUCGACAACCAAUCUACAUGUCGUCACCACAGCUGUUCAACAUCACAACGUCUCAAGUACAAACAACUCCAGUGAGAACAAAUAUCAAUAUCCAAUCGGUAGUAUGCGCACCUACGGAGCCAGCUCCCAUUAUUACAAUAAUUCGAACAACAUCGGUAGCUUGAAGAGCGAGAAAGAAAAAAGCCCAAUUCUGAACAAUAGCAUCCGAGCGAACACACUUCCCAGAAACAAUGGCAUCACAAUAAGCAACAGCAACAUUAACAAUGAUGUAGAGGACCACACUAACGGCAACAACCUCAUCCAGAUUGGCUUCGACCCAAGCAAUCCGUUCAAUCGAAAGAGUCCGACACCUCUGCUGAAAUCUUCGGUUCACAUAAAUGGAAGUCGAAGUCGUAAUCUGAACGGUUCACAGCUCAGCUUGCUUUCCGAUCUAGGAAAGAAUCCACUUAGUCUGGGAAUUCCGCACAGCGAGAUGGUAACGAGUAGCACUCCCACUCCUGCUGUCAAUUCGAAUCCAUCCAAUAUGCCAAUGAGUUUGGAUGAUUUGGAAGACCUGUUCAACUACGCCGACGAACAAAACGUAGCAGAAGCUCAGAAAGGCAAAGAACAACUGACGGGCAAAGGGAGCAAUAUUUCAAUCGGACAAAUUUCCAAUAUCUGUAGUUCCGGUUACCAAAGCAUCACAACCCAAUCUCAGAGUUCAAGUCCGGUAGAACUCGGGCAGCAGCAAAUUGAAUACGUGACAACCAAAGUUCCACCACCACGGAAGCCUGGCAGCAAACAAUACGGUUUCAUCAACCAGCGUUACACUCCAGCCGGUAACAAUGGGAACAUUGUUAGCUUGAACUGUUCGAAUAACAAUAAUAACAACAAUGAUCAUGAAGGUUCAUACGCUCCAUUGGCGUACAAAAAUCCCCUGUACCAUCACGGUACGAAUUCUAGCCAUGGAAACGUUUACAACAACAAUUUGAUUAUUGGAAGUAAUGCUGCUGGUAGUAGCAGUGUCCUUAUCGGUGGCAGCAACGCCUACAAAAGUCAUCUCAGUACAAUUGGAAGUGGUGGCAAUCUACACACUUCGAGCAGUGAUGAGAGGCUGAGUAAUCACGAUAAUUAUCGGGAUUUGGAAUCACUGAAUGCUGGUAAUGGAAAUGCAUUCGACGGAUUCGGUGGGCUUCAUGGCCGACGACUUGGAAGCAGCCGAAUGCCUCGGACAAAUCCCUUGAUGCAGUACAAACGUGAGGAGUCCCUGGAUAUACCGCCGAUCAAUAGUUAUAACAGUGGAAGCAGCAGUCGGGAUCACCAUCAUCACGGCAAUAUCAACAAUAGUACCAGCAGCACCGGAAACAACCGAUACCAACGUCGAAUGAGCAUUGAUUCCGGUAGAACACUCUCGGACAGUUCAACCGAUACAGAAAGUGCUCCAAAGCAACAUCCCACUUCGGCUGCUUACAACGGUCACAUUGCCCAUGUUGGAGGCUUGAGCAACCACCUGGAGAGCAAACGUCGCCAUCAUCGUACCAGUACUAGUAAAUCUGUCGAACAGUGCGAACGAGAAAUACAGCGACUACAAGCGUCGGUAGAUGAGUUGCGUCAAAAACUAGAGGAGUCCGAACUGAAAGAGGUAACCGAAGAUCUAGAAGCGAUUUCACAUCACAGCGAUACUAAGAUUCGCAGCAUCAUUGGACGCCUUCUGGCAAUGGAGGAGGAACUUCGACGUGAGCAGUACAAGAUGUCGCUCGUUCUAACGCACAAACAGCGGGUAAUCGAAGCCCAAGGCCAACAGAUUGCAGCUUUGGAUGCGGCCAACAAUCGUCUCUUGACGGCCUUAUCCAGCCUUCGAAACCGGUACGAAAAUCAGUCGAACCAAAGUGACACCAGCUCUCCUCAACCGAACGCCAGUGCAUCCUCUUGUUAAAAGCGUUUUCAAUGAUCGCUAAACUCGUAAUACUGCUGCUCUCUUAUUGGAAGCAUAAUAUCCUGCGAUUUUGUUCUCUCGGUUCAGAAACUUGGAAGCGAACACAGCAAAGAACAACGCGCAAUGGGUUAAACUUUUUUUUUGUAAAUAGUGGCAACACAAAAUCUUUGAAUAAUACUUAUGUUUAGAAUUUUAAAUUAUUUAUUGUACAAUAUGCACCCUUAAAGAUUUUAAGCUAUGAUAAUUGAACAUCAUACCUAGUUUUAUUUGUUUUUAUUUUUCGUUGAGUGAAGCACAAAACAAUUCACAAUUCGGGAAUAAGUCAACAGACCACUUUAUUGAGUACCUAUACUCAAGUUCAGCAACUACAAAACUACAUGUCGACUGAUGAUAAAACAUUCAAUCAAUACGAUGCCUCUGUCGGAAAGCAAUGUGACUGCCUCGGAUCAAGCGACCGUGAUAUCUAAUAAAAACCAGUAUUCAUUAUAUCCGGCGGUCGCCCUACGAUUAGUUUUGAGCUCUUUUACCACACCCUCAAUAUAUUGAGAUGAUAAUAUUGUAAAAAUCAUAAGAAAUUAAUCAAAUAUAACCAAAGAAUCAUUUCAUGAAUAAAGCUUCUCGUAAAUUUA